UUACUAGCAGAAUCUAUAUCUUUUACUGUAAUGAAAGUUCUGUUUGAAUGAAAUCUCACGAAAUGAGAAAUUAUUCAAAUCAAUUAAAUGUAAGUUAGGAAAAUAGGAAAAUUAUAUCGCAGAGAUUUCCUUUUCAUAGAACAAAUGAUAUGUCAUCGAUCACACUGACAAGAAAAUUUUCGACAGAUCAAGUUAUCAUGGGUCCUGCCUGAUUUCUAAAACUCUUCAUUUGUUAAAAAAUUCAAUUUUACUAGAAAAUGGUGAUUGCGUUAACAAUAUAUUGAAUUAUCUAAAAUUAAUUUUUCAUAUUGUUGAGCAAUAUGAGUCGCCAUGAAGGUGUAAGUUGUGAUUCUUGUUUGAAAGGUAACUUCAGGGGUAGAAGGUAUAAGUGCUUAAUAUGCUACGAUUACGACUUAUGCUCCGCUUGUUAUGAAGCUGGGGCUACUAAUACAAGGCAUACUACUGAUCAUCCUAUGCAGUGUAUUUUAACAAGAGCUGACUUCGAGCUUUAUUAUGGUGGUGAAGCUCUAUCGAAUGUGGACAUGCCACAAUCGUAUACCUGCCCGUACUGUUGCCGGAUGGGGUUUACUGAUAUUACUCUUCAAGAGCAUGUAUCAGCUGAACAUGCCGAGAAUAGCUUUGAAGUGGUCUGCCCAUUAUGCGCAGCUAUACCCGGUGGAGAGCCAAACUUAAUGACUGAUGAUUUUGCUGGUCAUCUAACUCUGGAGCAUCGUACCGGUCCUAGGGACUUAAUCUCAUUUUUAGAUGAACCUGUGGCUAAUCGUCACAAUAUGAGACGUAUACCUCACUCUAGCCAUUCAGGAUCCCACAUGGGAAGGGGCUCUGGAACUCUUCGUCCUCGUAGAACAAAUAUGCAUUUCAGUGUCUUCAACUCCAGUGGGGGUCUUCCAUCUCUUUCUCCAUCGUCCAGAGAAUCUGUGGAUCCGAUAGCCGAGCUUCUGUCCCAGUUAUCGGGAGUUCGCAGAUCAGCAGGUAAUAGCAAUACUAGCACACCCACACAGCUUCAACAAUUACAAAUGCAACUUCAAUUAGAACGCCAGCAAGUCAAUGCAGCCAGGCAGCAACUUGACCGUUAUCCUAGACGUUUGACUCAGAGUCAGAAUGCUCUUCGAGAACCUCAGGCCUCAUCCAGCUCUGGCACGUGCACUCUGAUGCUUCACUCUACCCCUGUACUUGUUCAACCCACCCCUACCACAACAACCAGUGUUACACCAUCUUCCCAGUUUCUACUGUCUGGAUUACUUGAGGAAUUGUCACUUCAGCAAAACAAUGAGCAGGCCAGACAGGACCGUAGUCAAUUUGUGCAAGAAUUAGUUAUGUCCGCCUUUUGGGUUCCUGAAAGUAAUCAGAAUGAGAGAAGUGAACAUGGACCAUCUGGCGAUGCCUCAGGUGGUGCGGAAACCAUUGAGCUUCGCAGGUUCACUCCCACUUUGAGAGGAAGAGCUAGGUCUGAUAUUCAUAAUGCCAGCCGUAGGGCUGAAGCGAAUAAGUCCAAAAAAGACCAAGGAGAAGACAAUAGUGGUAGAUAGUUUUUUUUUUUUAGUUAACAGUGCAGACGAUCUGCCCUAUGUUUUGUUCUAAAUUAUUUCUUUCAAUUUUUGUGAUAAUAAUUACUUUUCAUGAUUAGUUCUUUCACGUUUUAGUGUAUCAUGUGUUUGAUAAACUCGUGAUACGUGUCGUUCGUUGAAUUUCUGUUUGGCAAUAAGGCCCAUAUUCAUUACUCUUGAAUUAAAAUAUUUAACAGGGUUAUAUUUUAUAUCUUAAUUCUCAUUAAUUGAUUAUAUGAAUAUGUGCCUAUUCGAAAUAAAAUUACAUGCAUUUAAAUGGAAUUUAUCUUCACUUCUCUCGGGAGAAUGCCAUAGCUGUUUAGCAUUCUAUGAAAUAUUUUAAUAUAGUAUUAUUAUUUUUUUCUAGUCUGAAUAUAUAAUUAACAUCCUGCCCUGGAAUUUCGUUCAUUGAGUUAAAAUGACAAUUCGUUCAAUAUUUUUAUAUUUAGGAUUUUUUUUUGAAAUUGUGGUGCUUGAAUACAAAGUAAUAAAGU
Coccinella septempunctata (seven-spotted ladybird) is the source of this 2062-nucleotide messenger RNA. RefSeq names its product E3 ubiquitin-protein ligase KCMF1-like. The record is from RefSeq and is a predicted model, not a curated record. Gene Ontology annotation, cellular component: plasma membrane. Gene Ontology annotation, biological process: synaptic signaling. Bases 321 to 1550 code for a protein of 409 amino acids. Gene Ontology annotation, molecular function: zinc ion binding. Lineage: Eukaryota; Metazoa; Arthropoda; Insecta; Coleoptera; Coccinellidae. The transcript is spliced from 6 exons.